AUCCUUUUGAUAAGAACUAGUCUGGCGUUUAUGAUGAAAAGAAUAUCUUGUCAGCUUACUACCGCGGCGCCGCCAACUAGAACCGCAAUGGGAAAUACAUUCUUUGCCCAUCGCGGCAAGGGAUGCGGAUAUGAAUUCAGGAACCAUUUUCUUCCCACUAAGAAUAGCUUAUUAAUGGAGAUUGUGGGGUAAACGUUCUGGGACUCCAACUGAUCGGGGAUAGCGGCCGCUUCUCGCUAUUGAGAACUCCACCUCCGAUGUUCAGACCGCGGCAUUCGUUUGAAUGAUCCUCCGUGCCUGAUGAGGACGUCCGAUGAGAAACCUUCCAUGGCGUUGCAUACGUAAACGCCAAUUCUUUCAUUGAACAUCGUCCUGUCUUAGCUUCGCUUUGGCCCACGACCUUGGAGGCGUCAGCUUGUAAAUUCUAAGUUACUACACUACACGAAGAUCUCGGGUACCCGCCGAUAUAGCCAUUCUUCUAUGUCUCACACAUCAAUAUCACCAAUAAAUCGUCAUGUUCAGUCGCACUAUAGCUCGCGCCAGUCGUGGCACGACGCUCCUUAGGAGUUGUCAGCAAGGCAGCUUAGUACGCCGCUAUUCUGUCGUGAAAGAUGAAAGACCGUCGUCACUGCCUUUGGCAGGUUACCGCGUGUUGGACAUGACUAGGGUUUUAGCUGGCCCGUAUUGUACACAGAUCCUUGGCGACCUUGGCGCAGAAGUAAUCAAAAUCGAGCACCCGACGCGCGGGGAUGAUACGCGAGCUUGGGGGCCGCCAUAUGCAGCCUACCGAGACGGAUCUCACCUCGAAGGUCCAGGUGAAUCUGCCUACUUCUUAGGUGUAAAUCGCAAUAAGAAGUCGGUCGGCCUAUCUUUUCAACAUGCCGAGGGUGUGGAGAUCCUGCACAAGCUUGCAGCGAAAUGCGAUAUCCUGGUUGAGAAUUACCUGCCAGGCACACUGAAAAAGUACGGCAUGGACUUCGAAACGUUACAUAAAAUCAACCCUAGCUUGAUUUAUGCCUCGAUCACGGGGUACGGUCAAACGGGGCCGUACUCUCAGCGAGCCGGAUACGACGUCAUGGUGGAAGCGGAGUUUGGGCUGAUGCAUAUUACCGGUAAUCGAGACGGACCUCCGGUGAAAGUCGGCGUCGCUGUCACGGAUUUAACCACCGGCCUUUACACCAGUAAUAGUAUCAUGGCAGCCCUUCUGUCUCGCGCCAAAACAGGUCGUGGCCAGCAUAUCGAUGUCGCCCUAAGCGAUUGCCAAACCGCAACGCUUGCCAAUAUCGCAAGUAGUUGUCUUAUCAGUGGGAAGAAAGACUCGGGUAGAUGGGGCACAGCUCAUCCAUCGAUUGUGCCAUACAAAUCGUUUAAGACGAAAGAUGGAGAUGUGCUCUUCGGUGGCGGAAACGACAGAUUAUUCGGGAUCCUGUGCGACGGUCUAGGGCGACCAGAGUGGAAGACGGAUCCGAAAUAUAGCGUCAACUCGCAACGGGUAGCCAACCGGGUUGAGCUUGAAGACGAGAUCGAAAAAAUUAGUACCCAGAAGACGACACAGGAGUGGCUAAAAGUCUUCGAAGGAAAGGGCAUGCCAUACGCUGCUGUCAACGAUGUCCAGGGCGCACUAAAUCACGAGCAUACCAAGGCUCGGAAUAUGGUGGUUGAGGUAGAACAUGGCCAAUGUGGCUCGAUCAAGUUGGUCAACACACCUGUUAAAUACAGCGAGAGUAACCCUAGUGUCCGAAUUGCACCUCCAACACUAGGCCAACAUACGGAUGAAAUCCUAUCAGAGAUUCUUGGGUUGGACGCUGGUGAGGUAACUGCACUGAAGGAGAAAGGAGCUGUAAGGUAAAAUCUAAUUGAAUCAUGACUAAAAGAAUAUAUAAUUCAAGCAGACCAGUUUCAUGUUUUUCUCGUCCGUCUUUGUCGUCUGAUCU
Annulohypoxylon maeteangense is the source of this 1934-nucleotide messenger RNA. RefSeq names its product CoA-transferase family III. The transcript has 5 exons. Lineage: Eukaryota; Fungi; Ascomycota; Sordariomycetes; Xylariales; Hypoxylaceae. The record is from RefSeq and is a predicted model, not a curated record. Bases 515 to 1849 code for a protein of 444 amino acids. Gene Ontology annotation, molecular function: catalytic activity.